CAUCCCAAACGCUCAACCUUUCUCAACCUAGCUUAGUUGCGGCGAUUGGGCAAGAAGGGAAAAACGUCGGUUAAGAGAAGCGGGAGGGACAACCAACCCCGGCAGUUGUUGCCAACCGCCCUUGCUGCCUUGCUGAUUGGAUCCGACGGCCCUACGGAGCCCGCCUCCCCUGGCCGACCAUUGGCUGUCAGAGCGGCGGCCGGUGAGAGGGUCCUAAAUAUUGCCAAGGGAGGGGGAGAAAGCGAAGGCUGUUCAACAGCAGCAGGAAUUUAGAACAGUAAUGGCUGCUGAAUCUCCCCGCCGUCCAAGCCGAUGUACCGGAGGUGUGAUAGUCCGGCCACAGGCUGUUACGGAGCAGUCCUACAUGGAAAGUGUUGUCACAUUUCUGCAAGAUGUCGUACCACAGGCUUAUAGCAGUACAACUCCAACAGAAGAAAAAGAGAAAAUUGUAUGGAUCAGAUUUGAAAAUUCUGACUUGAAUGAUACGUUAAGGAAUGUGGAGCUGCAUGAAAUGCACAGCACUGGGAACGAGCCUCCUCUUCUGCUCAUGAUUGGCUACAGUGAUGGGAUACAGAUAUGGAGCAUACCUAUUAGUGGUGAAGCUCAAGAACUUUACUCUAUCCGACACGGUCCUGUCCGAGCAGCCCGGGUUCUGCCAUCCCCACAGAUCCAUCGCGAGAAGAGUGAUAACUUUGCUGAGAAGAGGCCUCUCCUUGCUGUGUGCAAAAGCAUCGGAUCUUCUGGGACCAGCCCUCCUUACUGCUGCGUGGAUCUCCAUUCUUUGAGAACAGGGGAAGUAGUCAAAUCCGUGCAGUUCAAAACACCUAUUUAUGAUCUCCACUGCAACAGAAGGAUUCUUGUUGUUGUCUUGCAAGAGAAGAUUGCUGCCUUCGACAGCUGCACUUUCACUAAAAAAUUCUUUGUCACAAGUUGCUAUCCUUGUCCAGGGCCAAAUAUGAACCCCAUAGCUCUAGGAAGUCGGUGGCUGGCCUAUGCGGAAAACAAGCUGAUUCGUUGCCAUCAGUCCCGGGGCGGAGCUUGUGGCGAUAACAUUCAGUCCUACACAGCCACGGUCAUCAGCGCAGCCAAAACCAUCAAAACUGGGCUCACCAUGGUUGGAAAAGUGGUAACGCAGCUGACGGGCACUUCGCCAUCAGGAGUGGCGGAAGAAGAAAUCUUGGCACACACCAAUAGCCGACGCAGCCCCUUGGUUCCUGGAAUUGUCACAGUUAUUGAUACUGAGAUGGUUGGAGAAGGACAGGUGCUGGUGAGCGAGGACUCCGAUAGCGACGGCAUCGUAGCUCACUUCCCGGCCCACGAGAAGCCCAUUUGCUGCAUGGCUUUCAACCCCAGCGGCAUGCUCCUGGUCACAGCAGACACCCUGGGCCACGAUUUCCACAUCUUCCAAAUCCUCACCCACCCCUGGUCAUCUUCUCAAAGCGCCGUCCAUCAUUUGUACACGUUACACCGCGGAGAGACCGAAGCCAAAGUGCAAGACAUCGCGUUCAGCCACGACUGCCGGUGGGUGGCGGUUAGCACCCUCCGAGGCACCACCCACGUCUUCCCCAUCAACCCCUACGGAGGGCAGCCCUGCGUACGGACGCACCUCUCACCUCGGGUCGUAAACCGCAUGAGCCGCUUCCAGAAGAGCGCGGGGCUGGAGGAGAUCGAACAAGAGCUGACCACCAAACAAGGAGGGCGCUGCAGUCCCGUGCCGGGCCUUUCCAGCAGCCCAUCUGGCUCCCCUCUCCAUGGUAAACUGAACAGUCAAGAUUCUUAUAACAAUUUUACCAACAACAAUCCGGGAAACCCUCGUCUGUCCCCACUUCCAAGCCUCACUGUGAUGGCACCUCUUGCCCAGAUCAAGCAACCCAUGACUCUAGGAACCAUCACCAAACGGACAGGGCCUUACCUCUUUGGAGCUGGGUGCUUUUCCAUCAAAGCUCCGUGCAAAAGCAAACCGGCUCCACAAAUCUCACCCAGCAAAUCGGUCGGAGGAGAAUUCUGCGUCGCUGCGGCCUUCGGCUCAUCCCGCUCGUGGUUUGCAAGCAAUCCUGCUCUUAAAAGAGACAAAGAUCAAUCCAAGCAGUUCCUUGUCGAGUCCUUGUACAUCAUCAGCUGCUAUGGGACUUUGGUGGAGCACGUCCUGGAACCCCGACCUCUCAGCACCACCGCUAAGAUCAGCGAUGACACCCAACUGGAAAUGAUGACCUGCCCACGGGCCAGCUGGACCCUCGUCAGAACUCCCCAGUGGAAUGAACUGCAGCCGCCUUUUAACUUGAAUCACCCUCUGCUCCUAGCCGCAGAUUCCGUGCAGUGCUACCAGUAUCUCCUUCUUGGCUUUCAGCGUAAUUACUUUCUGUGACUCUCUGGCUCCAUUUCUUAUUUACUCAACACGGUGUUUCUUUUUGGGAGCAUCCUGUUUUUGUUAAUCUUGUUUUAAUUCUGUUCUGGAAGGGAUUAUCCUUGAAAAGCCCCAUCCAGCAUCGCUUUAGGUUUAUAUACUUUUGUUGUAGCCCUACGUUUGUUUUCUUUAAAUCCCCAAACGAAGGGUUGGCCAGACGCGAAUGCAUUUGGAGACUGUAAUUAAAGCUACGGAAAACAAUGACGUGCGGUCAAAUUGUCACUCUUGGAAGACGGAAUCCGAAAUGGCCAGAGUCCCAAUCCCCCUUAAGGUAAACAAGAAGCAGUCUCAUACACAAAAUUUUUAAAAUCUGCAGACAUGUUCCUUUGUCCUCGAGAGCCACUACAUCAGCGGGCAGUGCCAGCAAUGAUUACGUCUCCUUGUUUUCUGUCUGCACUUCAAGACCCGUUUACACCAUGGGCCUCAACUCCACUUUUCCUUUCUGCUUUCUCUCCAGACUUCACAGGAGAAACUUAAAUUGAGGGAGUCAAGCUAUUCUCCAAAGCCCCUGAAGGCAGGACAAGAAGCAAUGGGUGGAAACUA
Molecule: messenger RNA, 2947 nt
Organism: Pantherophis guttatus
Lineage: Eukaryota; Metazoa; Chordata; Lepidosauria; Squamata; Colubridae
Source: RefSeq, a predicted model, not a curated record